AGAGAGAGAGAGAGGAUUUGUGGCAUGUAGUUUGUCAGCUGUGAUUAGCAGGGAUCUCACACACACAAAGUGGUAAUCUCGCACUUGGAAAGCAGUGGACACACAGUCGAGCAUGUGCGCGUGUUGUUGUUGCGUUAGCCACUGACUGGUAAUGGAAUGGUCGCCUCAUUUGGGAUGGUCAUGGACUGGUUUAACCCAAGCGCAGCUCUCCCUCCCAUGUUUUCUUUCCUCCCGCGAUCCCUCCCUUGCUCUUGUUUUUCCUCUCUUUCAUUAUCCCUCCUUUCUGCCUUCAUCUGCGCGGCGUUAACCCCGCCGGGCUGACUCUUAUGCAACAGUCAGGUGACACUCGAGACGGGUUCUUCUCAAGCAAGGGCGCUGAGAUCUGCUAAAGAUGAGUAGUGGCGGGGGGCACGCCACCCCCGAGCCCGCCAGGGGGCCCGAGUCCCACAAAAGGAAGGACUGCCCGUCAGACAUGCUCGGGCCCAGUCCCAAGCGGAGCACGGAGCGGCGAAACCGCGAGCAAGAGAACAAAUACAUCGAGGAGCUGGCCGAGCUCAUCUUCGCCAACAUCAACGACAUGGACGACCUCAACGUCAAGCCCGACAAGUGCGCCAUCCUCAAAGAGACGGUCAAGCAGAUCCGACGCAUCAAAGAGCAUGAAAAAGCUCCGGUGGCCGACGCGGAGGAGGUGCAGAAGGCCGACAUCUCUUCCACCGGGCACGGUGUCAUCGAUAAGGACACUCUGGGACCCAUGAUGCUGGAGGCUCUGGACGGCUUCUUCUUCGUGGUGAACAUGGAGGGCAACGUGGUGUUCGUGUCGGAGAACGUCAGCCAGUAUUUGCGCUACCAGCAGGAGGAGCUGAUGAACACCAGCGUGUACAGCGUCCUGCACGUUGGUGACCACGCCGAGUUCGUCAAGAACCUGCUGCCCAAAAGCCUCGUCAAUCACCACGGCGGCGACCCAUCGAGCAGGAACAGCCACACGUUCACCUGCCGCAUGCUGGUCAAGCCGGCGGCGGACGGCGACGAGGACGCCUGGCAGGCGCCCGAUCAUCGGGAAGCCUCGCAGCAGAAGUACGAAACCAUGCAGUGCUUUACCGUCUCUGAGCCCAAGUCCAUGAGGGAGGAGGGCGAAGAUCUGCAGUCGUGUCUCAUCUGCGUAGCCAGAAGAGUUCCGGUAAAGGAGCGAGCAGCCAUGUCGUCGUACGAGAGCUUCACCACACGCCAGGACCUUCAAGGUAAGAUCACGUCACUGGACACUAGCCUGCUGCGGGCAUCCAUGAAGCCGGGGUGGGAGGACCUGGUCCGUCGCUGCAUCCAGAGGUUCCACGUGCAAAAUGACGGCGACAUCUCCUUUGCCAAGAGACACCAGCAAGACGUGUUGAGGAAUGGCCACGCGCUUAGCCCACUCUACCGAUUCUCGCUGUCCGAUGGUACUGCGGUGUCGGCGCACACCAAAAGCAAACUGGUCCGCUCACCCGCCACCAAUGAGCCGCAGCUCUACCUGUCCCUGCACAUCCUGCAGAGGGAAAACAUGGGCACGAUACCUCUGGAGAUGCCCACCAGCCUGGGCUUGUCUAAGCCCAGCGACUCCCUGGACGCCACCGUCACCCGGAACCACUUCGCCAUGUCUUCGUGUGGCUUCGCAAGCCGAGAUGCCACGCCACAGGCCAACGGCCACAAACCCAGCAGCCCCUCGGCCCAGGGAAGCCCCAGCGUCACGUCCGGAGGACAGGGGGCCAUUUUGUCCCCUCGCCAUCAUCACAGCCCCGGAAUGGAGCCUGGUUCUUUCUCACCGGGUGGUGGACUCCAGUCCCCAGUAUCCAUCUGCAGUAGCUCAAACAACUGUGGUUUAAACCCACUGGGAUCCCUUCAGGCUCUCAGCCAGGGCCACAGGGCUUCCGAAUCCCCUGAUGGAAAACCCGCUGCCAUCAACAGCCCUCUUCCCAGCACCCAGGAAAAGGACCACCCUGACUUGGAAGCUGACUUGCUGGGAACUUUUGGGGAGCAUCAGGACUCGUCCCAAAAAAAGGAGGGCGAGCCGGACCAGAAUAACGAUGAAGAUCCAGACAGCUCGGACGAGCCGGACCACCUUCUGAGCACCAAAGGCCAUACACAGCUCCUGCAGCUUCUCACCACCAAGCUGGAAUCCCCAGACCCCUGCUCAUCUCUCGGGGCCCUGGCGGACGAACAGUUGGCGGGCGUCGGUGCCUGUUUAGGGGUGGCGCACACCAACCACUCGGCAUCACUGAAGGAAAAACACAAAAUCCUGCACAGGCUGCUUCAGAACAGCAGCUCGCCGGUGGAGUUGGCCAAGCUCACCGCCGAGGCCACGGGAAAGGAGCCUGUCGGGGGUGAGUCGGCGGGUGACGGUGGCGAAAACGCGUCCGCCCUAGCAGAGUUGGGUGUCAAGCAGGAGCCGGAGAGCCCCAAGAAGAAGGACAAUGUGCUGUUGCGCUACCUGCUGGACCGUGACGACAACGGCUUCCUGGACAAAGCCAUCGAGAUGGAGACAGGCGACGGUGCCAAGAUGGAUGCUAUCAAGACAGAGAAAGAGGACCCCGCUUUCAACAUGGCUGACCAGACCAGCGAGCUGGAGGAUCUUCUGGACGACCUGCAGGGCAGUGCCCAUCAUCAUCAUCAUCAGCAUCAACAACAUCAUCAUCAGUUGUUCCCCCGACCGCCGUCUCUAUCCAGAGGAGUUCCAGCGUCCUCCUCUUCAUCCUCCUCCUCUUCCUCCUCGGCGGCACCCCCCGGCUUCUCCGCGGACAAGCAGAACAUCAUCGGCGACAUCCUGCACAUGAUGGACGGCGCCCACGGGGACCACGGUAGCCCACCCCCCCAGCACCGAGCCUUCCCUGCCAUCAGCCCUGCAGCUCCCGUAGGCGGCGCCAGGCCUGGCCAACCAGCUCGAGGGACGCCGCUCGGUAGGAGCCUAUCACAGGAUGGCAUCGCUGCCAGGCCCCUCGCCCCGCAGCACAGUAACAUCAUCAACAACCCCUAUUCGUUACUACAGCAGCAGCAAGGCAUGAUGGGAAACCACGUGGCAGCAGCCAACAAUCACACGGGCAUGUUGGCCAGUGCCACGGGGCCGGGCCCCCUGCAGCCCGGCUGGGGCUCCCAGGGGCCCGCGGGAGGCCCCCUGGCGCCGUCCAUGGGCCAGGGAUUUCGGGCGGCUCGUGUGAUCCCCAGCAUCCAUGGUGCCGCUCCCACCAGGGGGGCGCCGCCAUCCCGACCUCUGGUCAACAUGCACAUGAUGGCAGGCGAGAUGGAGUUGCCUAACUCCGCUUACCCUCAGCAGCACCCACCACCUAAUCAGACGGCCCCUUGGCCAGACAGGAUGAUGAUGGACCACUAUGGAAACCAAAACAGGUCCCUGUACAGGGUCCCCCAGGAGGACGGGAUGGGGUGCUGCGGGGCGGCACCCGAGGGCCCGGCGGCGGACGAGGGGGCGCUCCUUAGCCAGCUGUGCUCUGUUCUCAAGGACUACGAGGGCCUGGAGGAACUCGACAAGAUGCUCGGGAUCCCCACGCUGGCCGGACAGGGUCCCGUGUCUGACCAGGACCAGCUUUUCGGUCCGUCGGACCCGAUGGCGACCAUGAAGCCCCCCGUGUACAGUCAGCACUACGCCGCCCAGUCGGGCUACGGCGGCCUGCCCCCGGACGCCUCCUUCCUCUGCCCCUCCAUGGGCGGCGGCCACAUGGGGCAGCAGAGGGUGGCUGGCUACCCCCCCAUGAUGAGGAUGCCCGGGGCGCAGGGACACCGGCCAAGCGGUAUCCGGCCCGGAGGGGCCAACCCCGCGCUGCCUCCACAGCCCAACAACCUGAGGCUACAGCUCCAGCACAGACUGCAGACGCAACUGAACCGUCAGCCAAUCAUGAACCAGAUGACUGGCGUGUCCAGUAUGAAUCUACCUCUCAGGUCCAACCUUCCCAACCAGGGCUCGUUCAACGCUCAGAUGUUGGCCCAGCGUCAGCGCGAGUAUCUCAGCAACCACCUGCGACAACGUCAACAACAACAACAACAACAUCAUCAGCACGGAGCCAUGAUGGCUGCCAACAUGCCUCCCAACAUCGCUGCCGCGGGGGGCCCCUCCAUGAGCGGGUCCCAUCCGCGUCUGUCUCAAAGCAGCGCACAACACUUCACCUACGCAGCACCCAGCUACGGGAUGAGCCAGCAUCACCAUCAUCAAGACUCGGCAUCCAUGUUGGCCUGUUCUUCAGGGACGCCGCCCAGCGCCAUGUUGUCGCCCAGGAUGGCAGCGGCCCACGGCCAAAUGCAGGGAGGGGCGGCGCCCGCCUACCCCAUAGCCACCCCCGCCCCCGCCACCGGGGGCGCCGACCUCAACGCAUGGAUGCAGACGGCCAACAACGCGUACCAACAGCAGGCUCCGUUCUCCAGCGGCGGCAUGUACAACAACAACAACAACGUGAACAUCAACAUGAGCAGCAGAGGAGCAAACAUCAACAACAUGUCGGCGCACAUCAAUGCUAUGCACACGGAACAGGUGGGUGAUGGCAGUCUGAUCCUGGAUCAGCUGGCGGGAAUGGACAUGCUCACGCAAGAAGGAGACGUCAACUCUAACUUCUGCUGACACAGUUGGACUUGUGACAAGUCGGAACGCUGCCUCACUCCUUUUCCCCCCCAAAAAAUCCCUUUAUUGAGUGUCGGAAGAGGAAAUACACUCAAAUCACCAAAAUACAAACAAACCUCAUAUUUCAAGUCCUUGGUGGUCCAGUACAAACGCUGGAAUACAUUUUGCUGACAGCUAGAUGCAACAACAACAACAACAAUAUUGUAGCUUUCGUACUCUGUGAGCAAAACAUUUUUACUCUUGUUUUGAUAUAUUUCAAUUUGAAAGCCUCACUGAAGCUGUCAUACACACUGAGGAGUAUUUUCUAGCUAUUUCUUCAUUUGAAGUAGCAAUAUAAAGGUUUAUCUUCGAUAUUGUUCCAAAUUGUACAUUUCAAAAUAUUCCAACUGCUGUCAUUUUUCAAUACAGGUUUAUGUACAGUAAAUAGGAAAUAAUCUUGUUUAUUGCCUCAAGUGGUAUUAUAAUGCAGCGAUGUAGACUUCUUUGAAGCCAACAAACAAACGAUUCAACCUCAUUGCAUAGUUGGCCCAAGCCUACACGAGGCCCGAAGCAAAAUUAUUUGAAUUAGGGGCCCUCUGUUUCUGCCAAUAAUAUUGCUUAUUGAUCAUUCAAGAGCAGACUGAGGUUGAUUUAUGCAACAUUCCAAGUAAUGAAGCACUAAAUGGGUUACUGAAUAUCAUAUAGAGUAGGCUUAUUUCAAGUCACAAAUAUAAACCAGUAUACUAUGCAUUUAUUUUUAAAGUUUCUCCUGGUUUUCUAUUUUUUUUUUAAACGCAACUGCAACAUGCAAAAACUAUACGCAUUAUUAGUAUUAUUAUUAUAUUAUUAUUAUUAUUAUUAUUACAAUUAUGUUUUUUGACUGAACCCCCCUGCUUAUUUGCAUUUAUAAAAAUAAAAUAAAAUAAAAAAAGAUUUUUGCUAUUCACGGUCAGUUCCUUGCGGCGGUCCUGUAAUGAUAUAAUUGAAGAGAGUUACCCUAAACAAGGUGACAAAAACGUUUUUUUAAGAAAAGUAGAAUAAUUAGGUCAUCAAACUAUGUAAAAAUGUGCAAAAGUAUUAUUUUAAAAAUAAAGUAAAAUCCACCCUUAGCCAAACAUCAAACUUUUCCCACCUGCAUAUUUGCUGAUUUUGUUUUUUUCAUUUAUAUUUUACAUCUUGGUGUCGAGGAACUAUAUGUUGUAGUGAAUUGAGGAGGUUCAUGUGGUGCUUUGCCCCCGUCUUGUGGCACUUGUAGCCAAUUUGAAACCUUUUUGUCAAUUGCUCACAGAUUUUCGCUAUUUGCUGCUGGGCUCGGUCCUAUCCUGCUCAAAUAGUGGGAGAAAAAUCUGUUCCGGUCAAUACUCCCGGUUGACUGUUAAUUACUUUUUGGGGGGCACCUAGUGGUCUCGGGGCCCUAAGUAGGUGCUUACGAAGUAUCGCAUUAAGUAUCGCAUUUGUAUGUAUUUCUAUAAAUUGACGGUACACGUUUUGACACCAAAUACAAAGCUAAUUUUGUCGUAUCAUCAGCCUUAACUGUCUUAGAUGCUAACGUUAGCAUUAAUGAAUUAGCAUUUUAAUCAAAGAGCAGCUUAAAGGGAUACAAAUCAGGUUGCAAUGAAUACAUGAGAAAAAGAAAAACAACUGAGAUGAGUCUUAACAUGACAAAACAAGUUUUUGCAUUUUACCUCGCUGGCUAGUUAGCAAGCUAGCACGCAAAUUAGCCACUGUGUACUGGAGUGGGCUAACUCCCUUUUGCAGGAGAAUGUUUUAAAAUUUUGAGUUACUGUCAUUAUCUUCACUUUCAUAGGUGGGAUCUUGGUUGCCUGAAAGAAAAGAUACAACAACAACAAAAAGAUCGGUACAACGGUGGUCUAAGUCCAAACAUCUUUCAAAGCUAUCAAUAUUUCAUGAAAGAUGAUAAAUAACAUUCAGUCAUACUUAAAGCACUACAUUUAAUGAGUCUUCUAUCAAUAUAUAAACCUUACUUUCUGGGAUGUUGGCCCAGUGUUGCGCUGAUGACUCAGAAAAAGUGCUGAGUCUAAGAAUGGACUGCCCCGUAUAUGUCAAAAUUGGAACCAAACCUUGAUUUAGACCAGCGUUCAUCGGAAAGAUUUGCCUUUUCCUCUAUUAAUUUUCACACUUAACAUUGACAAUAAUGGCUUUAGCCCACUCUAGUUGCCAGUGGCUUGUAUAUGAGUGCUUUGGACAAAACGUUGAUCUUACAGAUAAACAACCAAAGGUAUUUGACAUUUUUCAGAACUGGAACUUUUAAGAAUUGACAAAAUGUGUUUUAAGUUGACUUUUUGACGAUAUUUUGGUUUGAAUUAGCCCACUGUAGUGCUCAGAGGCUUGAUUUUGUUUGAGUGCUUUGUACAAAACAGCAAGAUCGAUGUCAGAUAAACAACCAAAGUCAUUUGGAAUUUUACACAACGGCAACGUUUGAGAAUCGACAAAAUGUGUUUGAAGUCGACUUUCCAACGAUAUUUUAGUCGUUUCCUUCUUCUUCUACUGAUGGUCCUAAAAUGAUUUAGCCUAAACUUGAAAGAAGACACACUGAAAUGAAUGAUUGAUUCUUCCUUGUGAAUGAUGGAGAAUUUGCUUUACUUUUGGUCGUUUAAGCCCAAAGACGUGACGAGGAAAAGCCAUUCAAAUGUUCUGAAUGUCACUUUUCAGCCUCUCUCUGGCUGACAUAUUCAUACAUAUAUAUUAAUAUAUAGAGUAUAUUAUACACAAGACUUUUCUUACUUAAUAGACGGCUAUUUUUAUGGGUGCAGAAUACUGUGUGUUCCAUGCAAGUACCUUUCUUGAUAAUAAUGCCUUAGAAGUCCCAUUCAAUGUUAUUUUUUGUUUUAUGCGACAUUUAUGGAUGUUUUACUGCUCAACGGACGUCUUUUCUCUCCUAGAUGAUUUUAUAUCGUUUACGAUAUGAUUUCACCAAUUAACAUUUUAAAUAAUGAAUGUAAAAUCCAGAAUGAAAUAUUAGAUUAUACUUUCAAUUGUUUCCCCAUUUGAUUCUGAAGACUAGAGUUUAAAAUGUUGUUUCUUCUUUGGUUUGUGCAGCAGAAAGACAUUUAGUGUGUUUUUUAAAAGGUACAAGCUGUUAAAGAUGAUAAUAAUAUAAUAAUAUAAAUCUUUUAAUGUUGUCAGAAAGUUAAAUAAAGCUAAAACUGGAUGCAAAAGUUGUGGACGCUGAAGCUGCUUUGGUUUUGUCGCCGCCGCUGCUCGUUAAUUUAUGAUUGAUGCCACUGUAAAUAAAUAAUUUUUAUUCACACAC
Molecule: messenger RNA, 7847 nt
Organism: Phyllopteryx taeniolatus (common seadragon)
Lineage: Eukaryota; Metazoa; Chordata; Actinopteri; Syngnathiformes; Syngnathidae
Product: nuclear receptor coactivator 2-like
Exons: 23
Coding region: 392-4594 (1400 amino acids)
Biological process (GO): positive regulation of transcription by RNA polymerase II; cellular response to hormone stimulus
Cellular component (GO): nucleus
Molecular function (GO): nuclear receptor binding; protein dimerization activity
Source: RefSeq, a predicted model, not a curated record